UUACAUAUUAUAUUACACAUUUUAUAUGAUAAACAGCUCUGACGUGCUGACGACACAUCUAUGACGCCACACUCCAUCCGGGUCCUCCGUGCCUGGGCCAUGACGUCACGGGGUCCAGGAAUGGCGGCGCUGUCUGCAGAGGGAAGCAGCCCGAAGAACCCGAAACUUUAUUCGUAAUAUCACUCAGCGGCUACGCGAACUCCACCACUCCAUCGGCGGCCAAAACCGCCGCUUUUAAAGCCAGAGCAACGGCGGAACUCAGUCUCGACGCUGUUACUACUGAAUUACGACGUCCCGGUCUAUAUUAGUUUGCUUGACUUUGCGAGGGCCGAAAGACAAGAGCAAAGACAGCCAGUAACGGUACAUAAAACAGCCACAACCGCCCCAAACUGCCCUCUUUUGAGUCUGUCCCUUUCAUUGAAGGUGUUUUUGAAGUUUCUUGUCUUGCACAUACGCUGAAAGGCACGACACUGGCCCAAUAAGGUGAAGUCACCAGCUGCGGGUUUGAUGCCACGAUGGAGAGUUUAACGCUGAGCGAUGUCGAGCAGAAAUAUUACUCGGAACUCUUCCUCUCCUGUGAUGUGGACAACGCCAAGAAAGUGGCUUCCAAUGGCAAAGUUCUGGACCUGUUCCGGUCGGCCCAGCUCUCGAAUGAGCUGGUCCAUCAGAUCACUGAACUCUGCGGUGCCACACGUCUCGGUCAUUUCGGUCGGAGUCAGUUCUACAUUGCACUAAAGCUCAUUGCACUGGCCCAGUCUGGACUGCCUCUGCGCUUGGAGAGCCUGAACAGUGUCAGGGAUCUGCCCCUCCCUCGUUUUGUGAUGAGCAAGAAUGAGCAGGAAGCGAGGCAUGCAGUCAUGUUCGCAGAUGCAGAGAACCAGGGGCCCUACUCUGGCGUCAUCCCCAGACCUCCAGGCAGAGUGCAAACCAAAAAAGUGUCAGCCCAUGAGAUGAUUCAGCCCUGUGUGGCCACCGUCGACCCCCAGCCGGACACCACGUCUCCAGUCGUGUCCCCACACCAGUCCCCUCCCACCUCGCCCCAUUCCUGGAGAAAGCACAAACGGCAGGCCAGCGGUGGAAACGUGGACAGACAGCACUCAGUGCCAGGAGUUGUUUGGCCACCUUUUAGAGAAGCACAGCCAGGACCAGUAACAGGUGAUGGGAUGUGGUCCGCCCAAUCGCCCCCUCCUGUACAGGAAAGUUGGGUCAGCUUUACAGACACGCCCCCCUCCAGCACACUUCCAAUGCAUCCCUCCUCAGCUCAGCCGGAGAGCACAACAGUACGAACGGUGCCGUCUGCAAUGACCACAAAUGAAAUCCAAAGACAGACCAGCGGUUAUGAUGACCCCUGGAAGAUCACAGAUGAGCAAAGACAGUAUUACAUAAACCAGUUUAAGACCAUUCAGGCUGAUCUCACUGGUUUUAUCCCUGGCUCUGCCGCGAAGGAAUUCUUUACAAAGUCGAAACUGCCUAUUCUAGAACUGUCUCACAUUUGGGAGCUAUCGGAUUUUGAUAAAGAUGGUGCACUAACGUUGGAUGAGUUCUGUGCUGCAUUUCAUCUUGUGGUUGCAAGAAAAAACGGUUAUGACCUUCCUGAAAAGCUCCCCGAGAGCCUAAUGCCAAAGCUUAUUGACUUGGAUGACUCAGCAGGAGUCUCAGAACCUGCCCCUGAGGUGGGCUUCUCUGCUUCCCCUGUAGAGGUCACUCCAAAUAAGUCUCCCUCCAUGCCUUCCCUCAACCAGAACUGGCCUGAGCUCAACCAGAGUAAUGAGCAGUGGGAGACUUUUAGUGAACGCUCCUCAAGCUCACAAACUCUGACCCAAUUUGAUUCUAACAUUGCACCAGCUGACCCUGAUACAGCAAUAGUCCACCCUGUGCCCAUUCGCAUGACCCCCAGCAAGAUCCACAUGCAAGAGAUGGAGCUCAAGAGAACUGGAAGUGAGCACACACAUCCAACUAGUCCACUAAUGGCUAAACCUCCAGAGCUAACGGAUGAAGCUAAGCUAGCAACAGCAAUUAAGUUUCCUGGUACUACUGUCGGAGAUGGCUAUAGCAGCUCAGAUUCAUUUACAUCGGAUCAAGAACCCAUUUCCAGUGCUGUGAACAGGCAAAGGUCUCAUUCUGGGACAUCUUCGGAGGGACUGAAAGUUGUGGCUCCGCCCCCACCUCCACCCCGCCCCCACGCUUCCCAUUCACGUUCCUCAUCUCUAGACAUGAACAGAACAUUUGCUGCUGUUCCUGCAGCAGGUUCUCAGCAGGCAGGUGCAGUGGCCUUUCCUCCAGCAGUACCUCCAAGACCACUGCCUACACAGACAUCAGUGCCACUAGGUCACCGUUCGGUAGAGGGAGACGGUCUUCCAACACAUACCAGCACAUCACCUCAGCAAAUGCCAGAACAGCCUAACUUUGCUGACUUCAGCCAGUUUCAGGCUUUUGCUGUGGACCAGCCGGCAGAUGAUGCAGAGAAACUAUCUGACUGUGGACAGGCAGAAAGAUGUGCAGAAGCUGCUGGGACGAUUAGAACAGUGAAGAACAAUGUUCAGGAAGAGGAAAGAAAUGCAGCCACUGUCAACUCUGCCAAAGUAUCCACUCCAUUGGCCCCGCCUCCCAAACCCGUCCGUCGAAGACUGAAAUCAGAAGAUGAGCUCAGACCAGAUAUAGAGGACCCUCCGCAAAAGUCCAACGUCAUAGCCACUGUUCUAGCAACACAGCCUUCAAUUCCACGCUCUAUUGGUAAGGAUAAGAAGGCCAUUCAAGCUUCCAUUAGAAGAAACAAAGAAACAAACACUGUUUUAGCCAGACUCAACAGUGAAUUACAACAGCAAUUAAAGGACCUGCUAGAAGAAAGAAUAUCACUUGAAGUGCAACUGGAACAGCUUAGACCUUUUUCGCAUUUGUAACCUGAGUUUGUGUGUGCACGCAUGCUUCAAAUGCGUGUAUGUAAAGAGUGAAUAACUCCUGUUUUUGUUUUUAUUUUUUUUUGUUUGAAUGGUCAGUUGGAUCCUCUGGUAGGAUGUCAAUUUCACCCCCUGUCUCUACUCCUCUGACCAUGUUAGAAGAGACAAAAUCACUGCUUCCUCCAGAGCACUCGGUCUCACACCACCAGAGGCCCCAAGAAUGGGACGUUCAGAGGUACGGGUGCCCAGAGCAGUAUCUCUUAUGGCACUUUGAUGCAACAGAGUCUGAGUGAUUGUAUAUGUAGUACCCCCUAACCGGACAGGUUAUAGUAGUAUAGACUCUGAGGCUAGGGCCUGGUAUCAGGGUACAGGAGGCUGUAUUCUGGUUAACAUGAAAGACCUGAAGGACUCCCUUUCCCUCCUGUUCCUAGUUGUGAAUAUCCAGAGAAAUCAAUGCAGCUUGUCACGUUCUUCCAUGUUGAAGGCACCCAUGUGUGCUCGGACAAUCAAGUGAGGCUGUGCACUGGCCGAGAGGGGAGAAAUUAUAUUUGGGAGAUCAUUCUCUUUUUUCAGAAGUACGCUUAAAGGGAUAUUUCACCCAAAAAUGAAAAUUCUGUCAUUAUUUACUUUCGUGGAACACAAAGAUAUUGUGAACGUUUGUAUUGGUCACUCUUUUCCAUGCAGUUACAGUGAAUGGGGACUGAGGAUUUCAAGAUUCAAAAGUAUCAUAAAAUUGGUCGAUAUGCUAUAUUUGAUUUUUGCACUAUAUUCCAAGUCUUCUGAAGCCAUACAGUAGCUUUGUGGCAGUAACCGAGUGAAAUUUACAUAAUUAUUCACUGAUAAUCUUUCCCUCCUGUGAGCUGUUAACCACUGCGACAGCUGAACUCUUAAACAGGAUAAGUGAUUAAUUUUUUUAACUGAACUGAUUAAUUGAAAAGAUCAGACUCCAAAGAGUGCAAUGUAAUGACUUCAGCUCGUUCCUUGCAUAAAGCUAUAGUAUGGCUUCAGAAGACUUGGACUAUAGCACAAGUCUUGUGGACUACUUUUAUGAUAUGUUUAUGGUGCUUUUUUGUCAUUUUGGAGCUUAACAGCCCCAGUCCUCAUUCAUUUUGAAUAAAUUGGAAAAGAGUGGCCAGGAUAUUCUUCAAAAUUCACCCUUUGUGUUCCAUGGAAGAAAGUAAGUGAUAUGUGUUUGGAAUGACACGAGGGUGAAUAAGGGAUGACAGAAUUUUCAUUUGUGUGUAAGCUAUUGCUUUAAGACUGAUUCAGAAAGGCUCUCUUUCGUAAAAUUUCCUGGACGGCACAUCUAUGUGUGUUGUUUUAUGUGUGAGAGAGAGUUUGAGGAUAACAGUUACAAAUGUAUUGCAUCAAAGACUGCUUUAUUUUCGUCUCAUAACACGCUCUGUGGUAUAACAAUUCGUUCAACAUUGUACAGUCUUUGUACGGUAUGACAAAUACACUUUUUGUUUUCCCACUCUCCAUCUUAAAUUUUGUUUGUACCUUACACGGUACAUCAUCAGAUUCAAUCCUCUGUGAUGUGAACAGUACAAAAGGUGAGACCUGAAACAAUGACUGCACUUUGCCCCUUUUGAUUUCAUUUGUCUUUCCUCAUCACUAUUUUUUGCAUGUUGUUCACAAUCUUAUUUUGUAUAAAACAGCUCUUAACGAACCACUCGAUUUUGUAACGUCUGAACUAGUGUGACGUUUGUGUUAUGUAGAUUUACGCCAUGUUUCAUUCAUUCAUUUGUUUUGACUGAUGUGUGCUUUCUUUUACUAGUCCUCAAAGCCUUACUUUCAGGUGUGCAGGUUUUCACAGUAAUGUAUCCCGCCCAUGUUAAAUCGAGGUGAGCCUUCUCUCCCUGCUGUUCGAGCUGAUUUACUGUAUCAGGGGUAUGUUGUAUAUUGUAUUAUACACACCUUUUGAUCUCAUAUGUAAAUUUGCAUUAAUUGCUGACUAACAGCAAGUAUUCUAUUUAAUUGCUUAAAUAAUGGCAGUGGGAUCAUAAAUGUUUAACUGCAUGGAUGUGUCUCUGCAGAAUGAACUAGCAGCUGUGUGAUUUUUACACAAAAUAAAACGGCACAAUAUUUUAA
Messenger RNA from Myxocyprinus asiaticus (Chinese sucker), 4988 nucleotides. RefSeq names its product ralBP1-associated Eps domain-containing protein 1-like. The transcript is spliced from 20 exons. Bases 516 to 2900 code for a protein of 794 amino acids. Gene Ontology annotation, biological process: endocytosis; endosomal transport. The record is from RefSeq and is a predicted model, not a curated record. Gene Ontology annotation, cellular component: cytoplasm; plasma membrane. Lineage: Eukaryota; Metazoa; Chordata; Actinopteri; Cypriniformes; Catostomidae. Gene Ontology annotation, molecular function: protein binding; calcium ion binding.